Molecule: messenger RNA, 1199 nt
Organism: Quercus lobata
Lineage: Eukaryota; Viridiplantae; Streptophyta; Magnoliopsida; Fagales; Fagaceae
Product: ESX-1 secretion-associated protein EspI-like
Exons: 4
Coding region: 108-1064 (318 amino acids)
Source: RefSeq, a predicted model, not a curated record
CGCCAUGGUGCGUUGCAGGGAGGGCUGUGUGGACGGCAACGGUGCCGCUUGUAUGUUUCCACCUAGUAGAGAUACAUACACCGGAUCGUGUCGUUCGUCAAUUUGGGAUGAUCCAAGAAAUUCCCGAAGAUGUUAACACUGACCCCGUGCUUCAUGCCAUUGAUUUGAGGGGGAAGGUGGGCGUUGAUUGGAUGCGGAAACAUGCUCUGCAUUUACUAAAUUGGGGUAACCGCCUUCAACGGUGUUGUCAAGCAGUGCUUGGUGAUAUGCCUCCACAGCAUGAGUACUUCGACUGGUUCAAAAGGGUGACUCGGAGGUUCAUUGAUGUUCCUGGUGCUACAUUGACUAUACUGAUUGAAGGAUACCUCCGUUUGUUGAGCCGUCACCCGGUGGGCACGGAGGACCACCAGGAUAUUAUAGAUGUGUUGACUGCAGUACAGGCGAUUGGCCGUGUACGACCUCGGGACCCUGAGGUCCCGAAUGAGGAGGCAGCUACUCCUGCCGCAGCAGCUACUCAGAGGCCAAGCACUACUGAGAGCCCAAGCACGAGCAUAGCUCCCACUAGACGUUUGCGUGUUCGUACCCCUCGAGUUGUCCCUACCUCUGAUCCCCCUCCACCCACCCCACAUCCAUCCCUUAGCCCCACAAUCCCUUCACCCACCCUACAUCCAUCUCGUAGUCCCACCAUCCCCCCAUUGACUCCACAUCCUUGUGUUGGGCCUGACAUUCGUCCACCCACCCCACGGUCAUUUCCCGAUGUGUCACCCAUUCCAUCCUUUGACUUGGGUAUUCAUCUAACCCCACCUGACAUACAGCAGGAGCCACCCUCUGGCAGUAUGUCUACUGGCCCUUCAUCAGCCAUCACCCCACCCCAUGUUCAUGUUGAGGAAGCUAGUGGGUUACCUGUUCAACAAGAAGGUCGGCCGAAACGCAUAUCAAAGGCACCUCCUUGUGGGACAGGAGGGCACAAACAUGGACACAACGCUGGGCCCGAGGCAUCUGACGAAGGACAUGCAAGACCUCCUCCUUAUUAUACAAGACGGCAUAAGGUCCAAAAAAGAUGAUGAUGCUAUGAAAAGGCCGGAAGCACCAAAAUUCAAGUUCAGCACAAUAAAAGUAGCAACAAAUAACCUUUCCAAUGCCAAUAAGGUUGGAGGAGGCAGCUUUUAGGUCGAUUUUGAAGUGGCUGAAGUACCUCG